Messenger RNA from Urocitellus parryii (Arctic ground squirrel), 510 nucleotides. NCBI's taxonomy places the organism in Eukaryota, Metazoa, Chordata, Mammalia, Rodentia, Sciuridae. The record is from RefSeq and is a predicted model, not a curated record.
AUGUCGACAAAGGACCCCCGCUCAGAGCCCACACGGGGGUACGAGGGCCCAGGGCAGACGCCCACUGUGCUGGUGGACGUGCAGGAGACGGAGCCCGUGAUGCAGGAGGAGAUCUUUGGGCCCAUCCUGCCCCUGGUGACCGUGAGGAGCCUGGAUGAAGCCAUCGACUUCAUCAACCGGAGGGAGAAGCCCCUGGCCCUGUACGCCUUCUCCAACAGCUCCCAGGUGGUGAACCAGGUCCUGGAGGGGACCAGCAGCGGCAACUUUGGUGGCAACGAUGGCUUCAUCUACAUGACUCUGCCAUCCCUGCCGCUGGGUGGAGUGGGCCACAGCGGGAUGGGCAGGUACCACGGGAAGUUCUCCUUCGACACCUUCUCGCACCACCGCGCCUGCGUGCUGGCCCCCUCGGGCCUGGAGCAGCUCAACGGGAUCCGCUACCCGCCCUACGGCCACUGGAGCCAGAAGCUGAUACAGUGGGCCCUGGACUCGCAGAGCUGCACCCUCCUCUGA